This is a messenger RNA of Scaptodrosophila lebanonensis, 2846 nucleotides long. It is a transcript of the gene Gdap2, whose product is annotated as protein GDAP2 homolog. The transcript is spliced from 13 exons. NCBI's taxonomy places the organism in Eukaryota, Metazoa, Arthropoda, Insecta, Diptera, Drosophilidae. The record is from RefSeq and is a predicted model, not a curated record. The coding region runs from base 138 to 1748 and encodes 536 amino acids.
UCAAAGUAACCUUCAGAGGAGCUUGUGCAACGUUACUAAAAGCCCUAGCAAGAACAACAACAACAACAAGAACAGUGACCACGGUAGCACCAGCACCAGCUCCAGCUCCAGCAACAACAAAUUCAAAAGCAAUAGAAAUGCGUCUCGACACGAACUCAAAUGUGGACUUUAAGGCGUUCGAAUCCAGCUCAUGUUUAAUCAAAUUGGAUAAUCUAGCUACCUGGGGUGGCUCACAGAAAACGGACACACGACUGCCCAUCACGGACUACUCAACGCUUGGCGGCCCCAGGCACAAUUGCAGUCCAUUUCCAUUAUCCAAAGAUGUGAACAAUCGCUUGGUGAUUUGGGAUGGCGACAUGACCACAUUGGAUGUGGACGCCAUUACCAAUACCAGCGAUGAAACAUUGACUGAAAGCAAUAGCAUAUCGGAGCGCAUCCUGGCCGUGGCAGGCAAUCAGCUCAAAGAGGAGCUAAGCACAACAAUAAAAGAAUGCCGCACUGGCGAUGUACGCGUCACGCGCGGCUAUAACCUGCCCGCCAAGUAUGUCCUGCACACCGUUGCCCCCGCCUACAAGGAGAAGUUCAAGACGGCCGCUGAGAAUACGCUGCACUGCUGUUACAGAAACGUGCUGUGCAAGGCCAAAGAGUUGAAUUUGCGCACAAUUGCCGUUUGCAAUGUAAGCGGAAAUCAGCGCAGUUUUCCGGCCGAUGUGGCCGCACACAUUGCGUUGCGCACCAUACGACGGUUUUUGGACAAGUUUACGCUGCAGGUUGUGAUAUUGUGCGUGAGUCCUCACGAUCGCGGCACCUACGAGGUGCUGGCGCCCCUCUACUUUCCACGCGAUCAACUGGAGGAGCGCAGUGCCAUGUGGCAACUGCCCAAGGACAUUGGUGGCGAGUUUGGAGAGCCACAGCAUCCGGAUCGUCAAAUUCGCAUUAUUCGCAAUCCACAACACAGCGUCCAUAUGCGUCACCAACAAACCGACGACGAUUCCGACGCCAGUCCGCACGAUAUGGAAGGCAAUAGCUCCGAUCUGGAGGGCGGCACCACCAACAUGAAUGGCCUCAGCUUGAACUCGUACAGCAGCGGGCUGCAGACACAGCUCCAGCGUGAUCUGGACAGACAGCACUUGCUAAGCGACAGACCACGCGCCGGCAUUUAUGAAAACGUCAUCUCGGAGGGCAUCGAGGGCAUGGAACACCAAGAGAGAUACGAACGUCUUUUGCGACGCGCACAAGUUGAGGACCUCACCGAGGUGUCGGGCAUUGGUUGUCUCUAUCAGAGUGGCGUUGAUCGCUUAGGCCGACCUGUGAUUGUUUUCUGCGGCAAAUGGUUUCCAGCACAGAAUCUUGAUUUAGAGAAGGCGCUAUUAUAUCUGAUAAAACUCUUAGAUCCCAUCGUGAAAGGAGACUAUGUAAUUGCAUACUUCCAUACCCUAACGUCGACAAGCAAUUAUCCAUCGUUGCAUUGGCUGCGUGAGGUCUACAGCGUAUUGCCAUACAAAUACAAGAAGAAUCUGAAGGCCUUCUAUAUUGUGCACCCCACAUUCUGGACUAAGAUGAUGACCUGGUGGUUCACCACCUUCAUGGCACCCGCCAUUAAGGCCAAAGUUCACUCAUUGCCUGGCGUGGAGCAUUUGUAUUCGGCCAUUACAAAAGAUCAGCUGGAGAUACCCGCCUAUAUAACAGAAUACGAUAUGGCGACCAAUGGCCUACAUUAUUUUAAUCCAGUGCCGACUGCUUCGUAGAUAGCGGCCAUUGUUGCUGUCUAGACAGUGAAACCACCAUAGCUAUAUAUACAUAAAAGAUAUACACAUAUAUAUAUAUACAUAUAUACACACACCCGUACUUAUAAUGCGAUUUUUUAUAGAUUUUAUAGUACCUUGUUUUUGACCUAAGAAAUUUGUUUGUUUACCUGCAUGUGGUUGGCAUAUGCGUUGUAAUAUCAAAAGUACCUUUGGCAUGUGCGCAUGUUUUGUUAAAAUUGUGUAGCAUACUUUAGGGAUGCAUAGAAAUUGUUGACAGGGCCGCGUCUGCGUCUGCUCCUACGCCUACGCCUACGCCUACUCCGACGCCGACGCCAACGCCUACGCCCGCACCUGCUGGACAAGCGCCCUUGUUUUCAGUUUUGGAUGGGAUCGGGGCUAUGUUUGUUAUAUCCAAAUAAUACUAUGUAGUUAAUGGCAGGCUUAGACAACAUUUGUAGAACAAAUCCAAAACAUUAGGAGCAUGUUAGCUUAAUGAAUAACAUGAAGAUGAACAAGUAAAUGAAAAUGAAAAGGAAACAAAAUGUAAAAAAUUCUUAUGAGAAGCAUGAAAUUAGUUAAUUAGUUGGCAAGCAGCUACAAAAUUGAAAAUUGAAUUAUAGCAGAGACUUCGGAUUGAAGCUCUAAAAAUUGUUCCUUGGCAAAAAUCUCUGUAAGCAGCAACACAAGCACGCGAAUCCCAAGCUGGAGAGGAAAACAAUGGCAAGUCAAAAAACACAGCAUGCUGAAGAAAAUAAAAUUAUUUAUAUUAUAUACAAGAGAAGAGUAAAAAAUACAGAAAUGAUUGUUGUAGUUAUCUUUGCAAUUUAAAAUUGUAUUAUUACAGCGUGUUAAUAUUAGUACUCGAAACCAUAAACAAUUAUAUACACACGCAAGUAUGUACAUAUGUAUCUGAUGCAUCAGUCGAGAACAAUUCCACGAGGAUGAGCAGAAGGCGUACAGUAAAUGCAAGCAUACGUACUAUAAAUUCAAUUGUAUUUAUAUAUAAAUUUAAUAUACAUAUAUAACUUGAUAAAUUCAACAAAUAUAUACAUAGUUAUGUAUACAUAUAUAAAAACAAAUAAAAUUAACAAAAAGAAA